Messenger RNA from Leptomonas pyrrhocoris, 1635 nucleotides. RefSeq lists its product as hypothetical. The transcript has a single exon. The record is from RefSeq and is a predicted model, not a curated record. Bases 367 to 1635 code for a protein of 422 amino acids. Lineage: Eukaryota; Euglenozoa; Kinetoplastea; Trypanosomatida; Trypanosomatidae.
GUUGACGAGGUCGUCAUCUCUUUCUCUGACAAAAGAGUUAUCGAAGGGAGGAAAGAAGAAGAAGAAGCGCGAGGAGGUCUUCUACUCCCCGUCCCCUCCGUGUUCAUCUGUUUCUCAGAGGAGCGACCGCUAGUGCUCUUCGUGUGCGCUUAUCAGCGCUGAGGCAUUGCACUCGACCCAUUCCACCACCGCAACACUCCUGCGUUUUCUUUUCCUUUUUCGUUUCAUUAAGAAAAGGAAUCGAGCGUCAUCGACAUUAUCGACGUCAGCCCUUUGCCUUUUCUUCUCACGGCCCGCGAGAGACGCCGAUUUAACGGAGGCACACGCGGACGCUCGCUGCCAAAGAAAAGAAAAGGGGGAAAAACGAUGUUCCCCACGCGGCAGCUCGGCAGAACCGUCUCCGUUGUCAACACGACAGCCGAGGGCAAGCAUGCCGUAGAGGAGCUGACGGUGUACCUGCGUGCGAUGAAGGCCGCGCAGCGUCGUUGGGCACGUGAGGUCGUCGCCCACGAGAGCCACGUUCGUCGGCUGAUGCUGGUGGAGGAGCAGUGCCGCGAGAAGCUGAAGCAGCAGGUGCUGCGAGGCACCCGCGAACACCUGAAGUACCUCACCAACACCGACUUAAUGGCCGUCUCCCAACUCGUCUCCCCGCCGACGGUGGAUGCGUUUCUGGCGCAUGGAAUUCCUGCGCAGCAAGUCAGCGGGUUCGGCGUCUACGCGAUGGGCUGCGUGGCAGCAGACGCGAAUCGACUGGAUGUACCGCUGCCGGUGCUGCUGGCGGACUUGUCGAGCGCCUGGGCGAUUCUGCCGCCGACAAAGAAGGAUGCGUUUAACGAACUGGCCGGCAUUUUCCGCGCGCACGUGCCACCGCGAGUUGACCCCGUCGAAGCCCCGUCGAGGGCGAUGCGCACCGCCAAGAGUCGUCGCAGCCGCACACGGACUCUCACUUCGGCAAACACGCGCACGUCGAAACUGGCAAAGCUCGCUCUUUCCGGUGCUGCUUCCAAGGCGGGAAACGGGAAGCCCGAGAAGCGCGCUGCGGCGGUUGCCGUCGUGCCUGCUCGUCAUCGACUGCACGCUCGCGCCAGCAAGCAGAGCGCUCCGCGUACCAGAGGUGCAACCGCAAUAGUCACGCCGCUGCUCGCCAACGGAUCUCGUGAGGGUAAUCGGGAUGCCGCUGCUCGUGUAGAAGCCUCUCACACAGCACACAACACCCCUCCUAAACAGCGCUGUGAGAAAAAGCAAAGAAAGCAGCCUCAACCACAGAAGAAACAUCUCGUGCGGAUGGAAACGGACGCGAUGGAGGCCUUCGCGCGUCAGCUGCCGCCGGCGGAGUACGACGCCUUCUGCAUCUACGCGCAGGAAAGCCUGCACGAGAUGGAGCUGGCGCUGGGCGCGUCGAUCAUUCCAGUAAGCAAGACGAACGGCUGCGGCAAUAAAGGAGCGGCGCAGACUCCGUCAACACGCAGUGGGUGCCGGAAAAACGGGGGUGGAAAGGGUGUGGUGGUCUCGGCGCACUCGCGAACGCUGCCGCGUGGGGUGCGCCUUUUCAUGAAGGAGUGGCUGCCCAUCGCUGCGGAGGAAUGGAUACGCAAGACACGGCGACAGAAGAGCCUCUACAUGAUGAAGUCGUAA